Molecule: messenger RNA, 792 nt
Organism: Plenodomus lingam JN3
Lineage: Eukaryota; Fungi; Ascomycota; Dothideomycetes; Pleosporales; Leptosphaeriaceae
Source: RefSeq, a predicted model, not a curated record
AUGAGUAACGAAGUUGAAGAGUUGAAGAAAAUAGUUGAGGCGUUGCAGAAGCAAGUGACGCGAUUGUCAGACCAAGAAGAGAUCCGCAAACUCCAAUACACGUACGGCUACUACUUGGACAAAUGCCUUUACAAGGAGGUGGCGGAGCUUUACUCUGACCAUCCGGACACUGCCGUAGAGUUUCUUGGCGGUCGCUACAAUGGCAAGGAAGGCGUCAAAAGACUCUACAUCAACCGCUUUGCAAAGGCAUUUGUUGCAGGCCGCAAUGGCCCUGUCCAUGGCUUUCUCUUAGAUCACCCACAGAUGCAGGGCAUCGUGGACGUGAACGCAGAAGGCACGCGAGCAAAGGGCCGUUUCCGCAGCAUGAUGUCCGCAGGCACGCACGAAAGCAUCAAAGACUCACACCCUCGGGGUCUAGUCCAGUGGUGGGAAGGUGGCAUCUAUGAGAACGAAUACAUCAAGGAAAACGGUGUCUGGAAAAUGUUUCGACUCAAGUAUUUCCCAUUCUGGCACGCCUUGUUCGACAAGGGUUGGUCAUACACGAAGCCAAACUACGUUCCUUUCUUGAGCAAGACAUAUCCUCAAGAUCCAAAUGGACCGGACGAGCUGUGCGAUCACCCUAUGAUGUGGCCAGACACGAGGGUCGUUCCAUUCCACUACACCCAUCCAGUGACUGGCGAACAGGUCGCAGAUGAUGACUUGAGAGCGCCUCAUUUUGGCCAGGAUGCAUCAACAAGUGCUCCCCCUCUGGUCCUGAGUAAACCGAAACCAGAGACCACGAAUGGUGGAUAG